AUGUAAAAGCAGAAGACUCAAACAUAUAAAGAUUCCCACACGUUGGAAGAUAGAAAGAAAAGAGUGUAGGAGCAACUAGCAAAGUAUCCUGAAAUGAUUCCCAUAAUCGUGGAAAAGAUUCCAGGUUGUAAAUUACCUUAAUUGCAAAAAGUGAAGUUUUUGGUGAACUCUAGUUUCUCCUUUAAUGAAUUCAAAAAUACAAUCAAAAAGAAAUUGAACUUGGAUGAGAAAACCUCGACCCUAUUUAUGUAUUGCGGAAAAAAUUUAAUGAAUGAACGUACUUCUUAUAAUCAAUAAUUAGAUGAUAAAUUAAAAAACAUUUACGAUUAGUACAAAGAUCCAGAGGAUGGAUUCCUCUAUUUGCAUUAUGCAGAUGCAGAAACCUUUGGUUUUUGA
Molecule: messenger RNA, 396 nt
Organism: Paramecium tetraurelia
Lineage: Eukaryota; Ciliophora; Oligohymenophorea; Peniculida; Parameciidae
Exons: 2
Biological process (GO): cellular response to nitrogen starvation
Source: RefSeq, a predicted model, not a curated record